Vicia faba (fava bean) is the source of this 1143-nucleotide messenger RNA. NCBI's taxonomy places the organism in Eukaryota, Viridiplantae, Streptophyta, Magnoliopsida, Fabales, Fabaceae. The record is from the annotation of a GenBank genome assembly.
AUGGAUCAAAAAGUUGAUUGGUCUCAACUCCCCUUUGAGCUAUGGCCAAAGAUAGGAAAACAGUUUGAUCAUCACAUAGAUGUCCUUAGAUUUCGCAGCGUUUGCAAAUUAUUUCGAUCUUCUGUUCCUUCUUCUCUUCCAAAUUCUCCAUCUUUUCCUUUACAAAUACCUCACCCCCUCAACCUCUCCCUAAACUGCUACCUCUACCAAUCUACCGUUUAUCUUAUUGAACCAACUGAUGCAAGUUUCAACUCCAAUUUACAACCUUUACCACCUUCUUCUUCUUCUUCCAAAGGUUGGUUGAUUAAGGUACAAGAAUCAAAAGAUCAACCUUUGAGUUUGUUGAGUCCUAUCUCCGAUCGAAAGUUAUCCUACCCUCUAAGCAUUAACAACACUUCUCUUAUGCCAUUGAAUUUGUUAAAUUAUAGAGCUAUUCAACUAUGCAAAUCUUAUACAAUUGAAAAGCCUAUACGUUUCUCAAGUUCUGUGCACAAAGUUGUAUUCUAUCCUAACUCUCCUUGGAAUAGUGUUGAGGAUUGUGUUUCUUGUUAUAUAUUUGAAGAAGGUAAAUUAGGAAUCAUGAAACACGGAGAUAAAAAAUGGAAGCGUGUGGAUGACAAGAAUUUCUACUACGAUGAUGUUAUUGUUUUCAAGGGUCAGUUUUAUGUUACUGAUAAAUGGGGAACUAUUUCAUGGAUUGAUGUUUCAUCUUUGAGAUUGAUCCAAUUUUCACCUCCUUUGUGUGGUUUUGGAAACAAGAAGCAUUUAGUGGAAUCUUGUGGGAGUCUUUAUGUUGUUGAUAGAUACUAUGAAAGUAGUGAAAACAUGAGGAGAAACUAUGGUGGAAGACGCCGCGAACCAGAUGAAGUCGUGGAAUGUUUCAAAAUUUAUAAGUUGGAUGAAGAAUGGGGAAAAUGGGUUGAUGUGAAAAACUUGAGUGAUAGAGCUUUCAUUUUGGGCCAAAGUUGUAACUUUUCCGUUUCAACUAAAGAGUUAAUUGGAUAUGAAGGGAAUUGCAUCUAUUACAGGGAUAGUUUUGAUGUUCUUAUGUAUAAUUUGGAUGACUAUAAAAUCACCACCGUUGAUUUUAAUCCUUGUAUUGACAAGACUUUGUGGUGUCAUGCACCUUGGCUGAGAUGUUAG